AUGAGCUCAAUUCUGGGGGCCAUGCGGUCCUACGGAAGCAAGGAAGCGGCGGCCGGGACGGCCGCGCCGCAGGCGGUGUCUCCGCCGCCGGGCGCAGCACGGCUGUCCGUCCGCGAUGCCUUCCGCGGAUCGGGGGUGCUCCUUACGGGGGUUACGGGUUACGUGGGCAGCAUCGUCAUGGAACAGCUGCUGAGGGUGUGCCCGGAGGUGGGGAGGGUGUACGUGUUGGUCAGGGCGAACAGGAAGAAGGGCGUGUCCGCAGCGGAACGUCUGGACAAGCUCGUCAAUUCCGGCCUGUUCCACAAGCUGUGGGACAAGGCAGAAACGCUCCAGCGCGUGCGCCUCGUGGAGGGCGACAUCACCGUAGAAGGCGUUGGGCUGGAAGACAGGGUCGUCGAGGAAUUGUCGCAGAAUGUGGAGUAUGUCGUUCACUCUGCAGCGGCGGUGGCCCUUGACGACCCCAUCAAGAAAACCCUGCUCAACAACUACAUGUCCACCAAGAAUCUCCUAAGCCUGUGUGAGACCAUGCGCAAGCUGCGCGUCUAUGUGCACAUUUCCACUGCAUACGUGAACAUCACUUUCCCGUCGGGAAGCGUUAUCAAGGAGAGGAUCUACCCACUGUACAACGGGGACCAGGUGGCAUCCCAUGAAGACAUCGUGUCGGAGAUCCUGAGGCUACCCCCGGGCCAUGCAGAGAGCAAGGCGGCCGCAAUGAUGGAGAGAUGGAACUUCCCCAACACUUAUACCUUUGGGAAACACCUGGCCGAGCAGCUGGUGGCUGACUACCACAGGAAGCCUUUCCCUGUCUGCAUCGUGCGACCCAGCCUGAUUUCGAGCUUGGCUGGUGAUCCUUAUCCAGGAUACGUGGGCAAUCUGGCCGGAGGCGCCGGUUUCACUAUUGCCUUUGCCAUUGGCUUCUUUGAAAAGUACGGGGCCGCAUACAGGGCAGAUUCAAUCAUCGAUGGCGUCCCCGGCGACAUUGUGUCUUCGGUGGUGCUUGCAGCUGCCGCAUCAACGGCUACCCAGCCUCUCAAUCAAGACGAGCCGGCCAUCUUCCACGCAUGCACGUCCUGCUCCUACCCUCUGUCCAACGGAGAGAUGUACGCAGCAGCUCAGCAGUUCUUCAACGCCAACCCUCCGCCGUACUGCCUCCAGGGAUCCUACCCUGAUCUCGGCCGUGACUACAAGCCCUCCCCAUGGCUCCUUUGGCUUGCCAAGUCGGUGACAUGGCUGAAGGUCUGCUCCCUGAAAUACACUCUGCAGCUGUUGGGCAAGACCCGAGCGGCCACCCGCCUGUACACUGGCUGGAGGGCAUGGGACUUCGCCAACCAGCUGCGAUACGAUUUGAAUCUGUUCUUCAGUCCGGAGAACGUCAGGAAGCUUGAUGCGAUGCUCGUUGAGGAGGAGCGCGAACUCGUGCGGUGCCUCUGGACGCCGCGCACCGGCGACUGGCUCAGAUUCAUGAGGACGUCCAUGGGAGCCAUCAAAGCGCUCUUCCUCAAAUCGCCUGCCAAGGGCGAUCAGGAGUUCAGGCACAUAGGCCCCAGGGAGCCGUGCGUGUCUUACUACAGCUCCGCACUGCCGACGGAUGAACAGUUGGAGGAGUUGACGAAGGGCGUGGAUGGCAAGACAGCGCCGGACGGAGGCAAGCCGCCAGCUGCUCGGCGGCCCCCUUCGACUGGACCAGUCAGGCGGGCCCACACCGGAGUUCGCCACACCAGCUCCGCCCAGGACUCGAGGCCAGGCGCGGUCAGGCGCAGCGUGACGGAGUUGCGCCAUGCGCAGUCUUACAACUUCCCCGAUGAGUCCAAAGGCGAGAGGGUUGGGAAGGUGGUGCGGCGCGUGUCGUCCCGGGCCAUGAGCGAUCUCGCCGCAAGCCUGUGGGGCGACGACCGUCGGGAUGCGGAUGAGGGAUUUGAGAGCGACUCCAGCAGCGAGGAGGAGGGCGAGGUGGAGUUCGAAGACGAGGGGAAGGUGGACUGA
Messenger RNA from Ostreobium quekettii, 1983 nucleotides. The record is from the annotation of a GenBank genome assembly. Lineage: Eukaryota; Viridiplantae; Chlorophyta; Ulvophyceae; Bryopsidales; Ostreobiaceae.